AUGUCCAUCGCGCCCAUUUCGCUCUGCCCGUGCCUCUUCUUCGAGUCCCAGGCCGAACAAGCCGCACGGUUCUACACGUCCAUCUUCCCUAAUUCCUCCAUUGAGACCAUCAACCACUUCACGGACAACGGGCAUGAGAUCCACAAGCAGCCGGUCGGUUCCGUUAUGAGUGUGCUUUUCACACUCAACGGCAUGCAAUGGCUUGCCCUCAACUCCAAGCCCAAGGACAUCCCGAUCAACGAGUCGGUCAGCUUCCAGAUCCUCUGCGAGGGCCAGGAGGACGUCGACUACUUUUGGGCCAAGCUGACCGAGGCCGGGGGGGACGGGGCCGAGGUAGACGAAUCGAAGCAGAUCUGCGGCUGGGUCAAGGACCGGUUCGGUGUGCACUGGCAGGUCGUGCCCAAGCUGCUCGCGGAUAUUAUGUGCUCGGCCGACGCGGAUAAAAUGAGCAGGGCCAUGCAGGUCGUGAUGAGGAUGAAGAAGAUUGUGAUCAAGGAUAUUCUCGAGGCCGUCGAGGCCAAGGCUUGA
This is a messenger RNA of Fonsecaea multimorphosa CBS 102226, 528 nucleotides long. RefSeq lists its product as uncharacterized. Lineage: Eukaryota; Fungi; Ascomycota; Eurotiomycetes; Chaetothyriales; Herpotrichiellaceae. The record is from RefSeq and is a predicted model, not a curated record. The transcript has 2 exons. The coding region runs from base 1 to 528 and encodes 175 amino acids.